This is a messenger RNA of Eupeodes corollae, 1091 nucleotides long. RefSeq lists its product as uncharacterized. Lineage: Eukaryota; Metazoa; Arthropoda; Insecta; Diptera; Syrphidae. Bases 157 to 1032 code for a protein of 291 amino acids. The record is from RefSeq and is a predicted model, not a curated record. The transcript has 2 exons.
CUUCAUAUAAAGUUCCGCAUUUAGAAAACCUCCCAUAGUUAUUCCCUAGAUUCCGUUGAGGUAACACAUCAUAAGCCCAGGUAUCAAGAACGAUACCUUAAACAACAAAAAAGAAAAGGCUUAAAAUUUUAUUUAGUCAAAAAUUAAACAAACAAAAUGUCACACCACCGUUGGGUUGCUUCGUCAGCAGACUCGCCAAUUCCACCUUUCGCCGUUCUUGGAGGACAGGACUCUGAUGGGGCGCCAAUUUACGUCGGCCGUUCAUACCACGAAGGUGACACGCUGCCAGCCAAAGUAGUUCCCAACAAGCACUGCGCCUACGUCAGCUGGGGAGGUCGUGAGAUCGUUAAGAGCGAAUUCGAAGUUCUAGUUGGCGAGAAUUACAGAUUUGUCAACUGCCCCACUCACACAAUACCCGUGGAUGCUGUCCGAGCUGGCAACACUGUUGACGGUGAACCACUUUACAUUGGACGUUGUAGCUUUGAGGGCAGCGAGACCGUGGGUAAGAUUCAUCCCACCCAUCGUUGUUUGUACAUUCCGUACGGAGGCGAGGAACAUCGCAUGGAUUGCUAUGAGGUCCUAAUAAGUGACCCAGUGCACAUUUGGGUGCCUGGUUCGUUGCACAAUGUUCCACCAAAUGCAGUUAUUGCUGGCCACGACAGUGAUAAGUCGCCAAUCUUUGUUGCCCGGGCCUUCCACGAUGGUGAGAACCUGCCGGCCAAGUUUGUGCCCAAUAUUGGAAGUGUUUACGUAAGCUAUGGUGGCAAGGAUUUAUUUAAGGAUGAAUUCGAGGUGCUGGUUGGUGAUGGAUACACCUGGGUUGGUGGUACACAUUCUGGCGAUAAUAUUCCCAUUGGAGCUGUAUCAACUGGAUGGACACACAAUGGUGAGAAGGUUUACGUGGGACGUGGUUACCAUCAUGGCUCAACGACACCGGGCAAAGUUCAUCCAAGGGAAUACUGCAUUUACAUCCCUUACGGAGGAAAAGAAGUCAAACUUAAGGACUACGAAAUGCUUGUUAAGAGAAAUUAGAUUAUAAAUUAGAAGUUUAAAUAAAUAUAAGACAACAAUAAAACAAUUUUUUUUAAUAA